Messenger RNA from Drosophila takahashii, 1091 nucleotides. NCBI's taxonomy places the organism in Eukaryota, Metazoa, Arthropoda, Insecta, Diptera, Drosophilidae. The record is from RefSeq and is a predicted model, not a curated record.
GUUUUGACAAGUGUUAGACGUAAGUCAUGGAGCUGCUACUAAAAGACUUGGGAGGAGAAGCCUUUAUUAAUAUUUUUAAUGAACGGCAUUUCAACCUUGAAACCUUAAAACACUUAAAAUGGGAUCAGCUGCGUGGUGAAAUUCCAGUAGAAUUGGUAGGGCCAGCAGUCGAGUUUUUUCAAAGACUAGAGCUAUGGCAAAAAAACGAUCAGGAUAACAGUAUUGAGUCCGUAUUUGGUGUUUCAUUGAGCAAUAUUCUGGCAAACAGCAAGAAGGGAAAGCUUAUAAUAAAUAGCUAUGAAGAAACAAAAUCCCUCAAUACCAGGACGCGAAGGGAGCUGAGCCGUUCCAUCGUAGAGUACUUGCUGGCAAAUGCUGUUCAACCCAAGCAGGAACUCUUAGAAGACGUCGCCUUGCAAAUUACUCAUCUAUUCAGUUCUGAAACUGCUGAAACCUAUUUUCUUAAAAACAAAGGCAAAAAGCCAGGUGGACUGCUCUACUCAAACUAUUACAACCUUAAAGCUAAAUUUUCCAAUAAGGCUCCUAAAGUCAGGUCUGAGGACGAAGAAAAUCUUUCCCCAAAUGCACAUGUUCUUGAAGAGGAGGUCGAGUUAGCAAGAACUUGGUUAAAGCUAAAUGUCGAGCCGUUCGAGACUGUUCUGAAUCACUGGAACUCUAGCUUUAUGUGGAGGACUAAUUUUCUUAAAUCAGAAGCAAAUUUCUCCGAUGUGUUGGAUGAAUUUCCAAUUUUAAAGCAAUCAUUUGGACACUCUCUGAUUGAGGCCGAUUUUGAUUUGCUGUAUCCCCAUCAAAGCAGAAAAUUGGUUGAAAAAUGGGAUAAUUUUAAAAUACAAUUUGUUCCCCUUCUCAAGUCCAAAGUCAGAGAGCAACAAAGUUUAAAUUUGUUGAAAAUUUUUGACCAGCAAUCAGAAGUUUUGGUUCCAACAAACAGAUGCAAAAAAACCUGGAUCCAAAAUUCCAGCAGCCAAAUUCACGAUCGCCGACUCGAGAAACCGAUUCAUGAUGUGGAAGGCGAGUUUGGGCGAGCUGCAGACAUUUCUAAAGGAUCAAAUGGAUACUUGUUUCAGUGA